AUGGCUGUGGUACUGCUAGAGGAUUGGUGCAAGGGGAUGGACCUGGACCCCAGGAAAGCCCUGCUGAUUGUGGGGAUCCCGGUGGAGUGUAGCGAGGCUGAGAUCAGAGAGACCGUGAGGGCAGGUCUGCACCCGCUCGGUGCCCACAGGGUGCAGGGCAGGAUGUUCAGAAGGGAACAAAACACCAAGGUGGUCUUUAUCGAGUUGGCCGACGUGAUCGAUUACACCACCGUGCCCAGUCAUAUACCAGGCAAGGGGGGGCCCUGGGAAGUGGUGGUGAAGCCGCGGAACCCAGAUGACGAAUUUAUCAAUAGGCUCAACUACUUCCUGAAAGAGGAGGGCCGCCGGAUGGCGGACCUGGCCAUCACCCUGGGCUGCGGCGCGCUGGGGGCGGGCAUGGAGGCCGAGGGCUUGGGCCUGGUCGGGGGCCCCAUGCUGCCACCGCUGAGGGAGAACGCGUGGUACCGGAAACUGAAAGUGUUUUCGGGCAGUAGUGCCCCGGCCUCGGAGGAGGAGCACUUUGAGGGGUGGCUGGAGCAGAUCACCGAGGUGAUGGCGCUGUGGCACGUGCCCGAGGCCGAGAAGAGGCGGCGUCUGCUGGAGGGCCUGCGCGGGCCGGCCCUGGCCAUCAUGCGCGUGCUGCGGGCCAGUGGCGAGGCCACCACUGUGGAGCAGUGCCUGGAUGCCCUGAAGCAGAUCUUCGGGAGCAAAGAGGACUGUCGAACCUCUCAGGUUAAGUUCCUCCAGACCUUUCCCGAGGCUGGAGAGAAAAAUUCGGCUUUCUUGCUCCGCCUGGAGCCCUUGCUGCAGAAGGCAGUAAAGAACAGCCCGGUGUCGGCGCGCAACGCCGACACCAUCCGGCUGAAGCAAGUGCUGGCCCGGGCAGCCGUGACCCCCGCACUCCGCGGCAAGCUCGAGCUGCUGGACCGCAGAGGGUGUCCGCCCACCUUCCUGGAGCUGAUGAAGCUCAUUCGCGAUGAGGAGGAGUGGGAGACCUCCUUGGCAGUGACCAGGGAGAAGCAGCGGCAGGUGGGCAGGGGCCGCAGGGCCUCUGGCCGGCAGGCGGGGGAGGAGAACGGCCUGCCCCUGCAGGCGGCUGUGGCCAGGGGGCUGUUCCAGGACAGCAGCACCCAGACAGCCCAGGAAGGCUUGGGGCUGUCGUGGAAGCGCAGGCGGCUGCCCAGCUCCUGCAGUGGCGGGGAGGAAGACAACCAGGCACUGUGCCCCAUGGCCGAGAACCCACCUCUGGCCGAGCAGAGGCCUCAACUUGCAGUAGAGGAGUCGGGAAACGAGUUGGGGGCUGGGGCGAUGAGCCACCCCGAGCCCUGA
This is a messenger RNA of Condylura cristata (star-nosed mole), 1329 nucleotides long. RefSeq names its product paraneoplastic Ma antigen family member 5 (gene PNMA5). The record is from RefSeq and is a predicted model, not a curated record. Bases 1 to 1329 code for a protein of 442 amino acids. The transcript has a single exon. Lineage: Eukaryota; Metazoa; Chordata; Mammalia; Eulipotyphla; Talpidae.